This is a messenger RNA of Gaeumannomyces tritici R3-111a-1, 1172 nucleotides long. RefSeq lists its product as hypothetical. Gene Ontology annotation, molecular function: monooxygenase activity; iron ion binding; heme binding. The record is from RefSeq and is a predicted model, not a curated record. The transcript is spliced from 6 exons. Bases 30 to 1172 code for a protein of 380 amino acids. Lineage: Eukaryota; Fungi; Ascomycota; Sordariomycetes; Magnaporthales; Magnaporthaceae.
AAAACCCUGCCCUCCCUGCUCCCGAGGGCAUGCCACAUCCCCUUGUCUUUAUAAUCGUACUGAAAUCCACAUCCAACACCAUGCACUCGAUAUAUAUCCUCGUGCUCGCAUAUCUCUCGGUGAUAUUUCUGCGCCACUGCCUGAAGGCGAGGGCAAGAAGCAAGGAACUCCAAAAGCUCGCUGCGGAGCACGGGUGCGCACCCGCGCCGUCUCUAGAUGGUCGCUUCUCCUGGGGCAUCAGCCUACUCCGAGAAUGGAUACAGGCCGACUCGCAGCACCGGCUGAUGCAGCUGAUCCUGUUCCACAUGCGCCAGUCGGGCUGGACCAUCCACCAGCAGUUACUGAACCAGACCAUCCUUGUGACCGUCGACCCGGCCAACCUCGAGGCCAUGCUCAACUCCAAGGCCGGUGGUGCGUGGUGCCUCACUCCCCAUCAUAUACACACCCAUAACCUCACACCCCAGCUAAAUACCCCUCCCACGUCCCCCAGACUACUCCGUCGGCCGCCACCAGGCCGCCACCCCGCUCUUCGGCGACGGCGUCUUCACGCUCGACGGCGAGGCCUGGCGCCGCUCGCGCGCCCUGAUCCGCCCGCACCUGGCCGAUCCUCCUAUUUAUUAACAAAAAGCCCAUGCCGUGAUAGCUUCAUCCUCGUCCGCCACCCCUCUGUCCUCUCCAAGCUCCGCACCGAGAUCGCCACCAACCCUAUCCCACCCCCCGACCUCCGCCGCGCCGACCUCAAGGCCAUGCCCUACCUGCAGGCCGUGCUCCGCGAGGUGCUGCGCCUGUACCCGCCCGCGCCCGUCAACGCCCGCACCGCGGCGCGCGACACGGGUCCUGCCCGCGGGCGGCGGGGCUCAACCGCCGCCAGCCCUUGCUGGCCCGAGCGCUGGCUCGACGACGACGACGACGACGACGACGACGAGGGGGCGGUGGGGGUGGCGGGGCCGGCAUGCCGCUUCUCCGCGACCCGCUGGCGUGUAGCGCUACGGGUACCUGCCGUUCGGCGGCGGGCCUCGCGUCUGCAUCGGAAUGGACGUUUUGCCCUCACCGAGGCCGCCUACGCCGUCGUGCGCAUCCUGGACAGGUUCCCCGCCAUCGCGCUCCCAGAGGGGGAGAAGGUCGAGCCCCUGGGCUCGGAAAAGCAUGGCUGCAAUGUCCGCUUGGGCUGA